AAACUACUAUAAAAAAUGCGGGAGAUCGUACAUAUGCAAGCUGGUCAAUGUGGAAACCAGAUUGGCGCCAAAUUCUGGGAAGUUAUCUCCGACGAGCACGGCAUUGAUCCAACUGGCACAUAUCACGGAGACUCCGACCUUCAGUUGGAAAGAAUAAACGUUUACUACAAUGAAGCUACAGGUGGAAAAUAUGUUCCAAGAGCUGUCCUGGUAGAUUUAGAGCCAGGAACGAUGGAUUCUGUUAGAUCAGGCCCGUUUGGUCAAAUCUUCAGACCAGAUAACUUUGUGUUCGGUCAAUCUGGAGCAGGUAAUAACUGGGCAAAAGGACAUUAUACUGAAGGAGCGGAAUUAAUCGACUCGGUUCUAGAUGUUGUUCGAAAAGAAGCAGAAGGUUGCGAUUGUGUUCAAGGCUUUCAGCUUACACACUCGUUGGGCGGUGGAACCGGCUCGGGCAUGGGAACCCUCCUUAUUUCGAAGAUCAGAGAAGAAUAUCCCGACAGAAUCAUGAACACAUUCAGCGUUGUGCCAUCACCAAAGGUAUCAGACACCGUUGUGGAGCCUUACAACGCUACGCUGUCCGUUCAUCAGUUGGUUGAAAACACCGAUGAAACGUACUGCAUCGACAAUGAAGCUCUGUACGAUAUCUGCUUCAGAACUCUGAAGCUCACCACACCAACUUAUGGAGACUUAAACCACCUUGUCUCUGCUACAAUGAGCGGUGUAACAACCUGUCUUCGAUUCCCCGGCCAGUUGAACGCUGAUCUCAGGAAACUGGCAGUGAACAUGGUUCCUUUCCCUCGUCUCCACUUCUUCAUGCCUGGCUUUGCUCCACUUACCAGCAGAGGAUCCCAGCAGUACCGUGCCCUGACAGUACCAGAACUCACUCAGCAGAUGUUUGAUGCCAAGAACAUGAUGGCUGCCUGUGAUCCAAGGCAUGGACGUUACCUGACAGUGGCAACCAUGUUCCGUGGCCGCAUGUCCAUGAAGGAGGUCGAUGAACAGAUGCUCAAUGUCCAGAACAAGAACAGUUCUUACUUUGUGGAAUGGAUCCCCAACAAUGUCAAGACAGCUGUCUGUGACAUCCCUCCUCGUGGUCUGAAGAUGUCCUCCACUUUCAUUGGCAACAGCACUGCCAUCCAGGAACUCUUCAAGCGCAUCAGUGAGCAGUUCACUGCUAUGUUCAGGCGAAAGGCUUUCUUGCAUUGGUACACUGGUGAGGGCAUGGAUGAGAUGGAAUUCACUGAGGUAAUAUCUUUUUCUCGCCGAGCUUAAACACGGAUUGUUAUU
Messenger RNA from Orbicella faveolata, 1287 nucleotides. RefSeq names its product tubulin beta-4B chain-like. Gene Ontology annotation, molecular function: structural constituent of cytoskeleton; GTPase activity; GTP binding. Lineage: Eukaryota; Metazoa; Cnidaria; Anthozoa; Scleractinia; Merulinidae. The record is from RefSeq and is a predicted model, not a curated record. Gene Ontology annotation, biological process: microtubule-based process. Gene Ontology annotation, cellular component: microtubule.